This is a messenger RNA of Orussus abietinus, 2923 nucleotides long. Its product is annotated as transferrin-like. Lineage: Eukaryota; Metazoa; Arthropoda; Insecta; Hymenoptera; Orussidae. Gene Ontology annotation, biological process: iron ion transport. The transcript has 9 exons. The record is from RefSeq and is a predicted model, not a curated record. Bases 404 to 2581 code for a protein of 725 amino acids. Gene Ontology annotation, cellular component: plasma membrane; recycling endosome; early endosome.
GAAGCCUUUGAUGAUGGCGUUCCUCCGCUAAAAAAGCGAUAUGCCGUCAUCUCGUGAUGUCAGGGGUCAGACCCUUUCAGGCUCUAAAUUUUCGGCUCUAAGGAUGAACCUCGUCCGUGAUUUCUACGUGACUCACUGAUUAUUCAUCCAUUAUUACGCAGGAUUCGCAGUGUGUAAGCGAUAACGCUCACGUAUGCCGAGUUUACACGACACGGGGCGUGGACGAGGCGUUAUCAUCGGAUCGUUAUCGGAUACCCGGAGAGGUGUGACACACCUAGGUUUGAUCCGUUAGAAAUCCCGAAGGAGAGCCGAUUUCAGUCGCUGGUUGGGAAGAAGUCGCCGAAGAAGUCCUCGAAGAAGCCACUAAGAAGGAUCAGCGACCCUUAGGAACGACGGAUAGAAGAUGAGGGGCAUCCUCUUGGCCUUCUCCUUCCUGGGGAUAGUAGCCGCUGAUUACAAUUUUAAACUAUGUGCACCGAAGACGAUCCCUGACAACACGUGCCUCGCCCUGCAACGCGGUGGUCAAGUCUCAUGUCAUCCUGUAGAAGACAGCUCGGAAUGUGCAAUUAGCUUAAUCACAGGUGCAGCUGACUUCGGUGUCUUCACCUCGGAAGAGCUCCUCCUAGCUUAUCAAUUUUAUCAAACGGGUCUUCAGGUGAUCACCGAAGUGCGUCACGAAGACAGAGCGCAAGAUGAAUUCGAGUUCCAGACCGUCGCGGUGGUGCCCUCGAAUUUGAGUGUCGGAAUGGAUCCCUUCGAAGGGCUCAAGAAUGGGGGAUUUUGCCACCCUGGUUUCAGCGAUGCCCAGGUGUGGAACGACUACGUCCUUAAGUACUUCGAGAAGAGAGUUUACGGUUCCACCUGUUCGAAUGACCUGAGCGUCGCCGAGAACGAGGGGGAAAAUCUGCGCAGCUUCUUCGGGAAAGCCUGCAGACCUGGAGGAUGGGUCGUCGAGGGUGGCACCGAUGAGAUCCUGAAGGAAAAUUACGGAGAACUCUGCGCCCUUUGCGACGGUCCUGACACCUGUUCGUACAAGAACACGAACAACCACGGCCACGAUGGGGCCCUGGACUGCCUGACUUCAGGACGUGGGAAAGUCGCCUACGUUGCCCUGAGCUUCGUCCAACAGUACUUUGCGUUGAAUCACGAGAGCAAGGGUAACGUGAUUGAUUACCAAUUCCUGUGCCCAGACGGAGGUUUCCAACCAUUGGCAACGAAAAAUCCCUGCUCGUGGAUCCACCAGCCUUGGCCUGUGAUCGUGGCCAAAGAGGACCGUGCCGCCGACGUCUUGGAUGGCCUGGGAGUAUGGCUGACCGAUUCUCAAGCCUACGACUGGACAGUUGCUCUGAAAGAAAUCGUGAAAAAGAAUGCCAAGGUGGAGCACAUGAAGAAACCGAUCCCAGUUGCGGAUUACCUGAGCAGAGGUGGAGAUUUAACUGUCCCGAACAGAUCCUGUGGGAAGGACACACGUUGGUGUACCAUCAGCGAGCUGGAGAACAACAAGUGCAAGUGGGUUUCACAAGCUGCGGUUCUCCACGGCAUCGAGCCGAGGAUUUCCUGCGUGAAGAAGAACUCCAGCUUGGGCUGCUUCCGCGAGAUCCAGGAAAAGAGGGCCGAGAUAAUCGCAAUCGACUCCAACUACGGGAGCAUAGUUAGGCAGGUCUUCAACCUCUCGACGGUGCUCUACAUCCAGACGGAGAACGACCGCAACAGCGUAAUCGUAGCAGUGGUCCGCGAAGGUCGAGAAAACGUCAUCACCAGCUUCAGCGACCUGAGGAAGCGCACGGCAUGUUUCCCAGAGUAUGGCGGAAUCGCCUGGUUGAGUUUCGUCAAGGCCGCCAGAGAGAACAAGGUGAUCUCCGAUUCCUGCGACUACCCUGGAAUCGUUUCUGAAUUCCUGUCCGGCGCAUGCGCCCCAGGAGUUUCUGAGACCAACCACUGGAAGAGUGCCGAAGACUUUUCAGAAGCGUCGGAAGGAAUUUCAGUCCUUUGUUCCCUCUGUCCUCCUGAGAAGAACAACAGGACAUGUUCGGCCAAUGAUGAGAAUCCUUUCUACGGCGACAGUGGCGCCCUGGAGUGUUUAGAACGAACUGGGGACAUCGCCUUCGUCGAGGCGAAGAACCUGAACGAGGACAUCAGAAGUGGAAACAUAGAGCCAAGUAAUUAUCGCGUUCUCUGCAAAAAUGGGAGUCUUGCGCAGUACACCGGUUUCAUCGUCGAUGAGCAUUGCGCCUUGUCGGUGACUAUUGACAGCGAGGUGGUCAGCAGGAAGAGCGAGUCGUCGGUCGACUUCGAAGACAUGACGGAAGUCCUCUUGAAGAUUGAAAAGUGGCUGGGAUAUCGAGCAAACUCCUUGAGGCCGAUCCACGUCUACGGGCCGUUCAACGGCACAAGGGACCUCCUCUUCAAGGACUCGGCGAGCGGCCUGGAGGGUUCCUCUUCGACAGUAAAAUCCGUCCUCGCGUACAAGGAGCUGUUGAGCCACGUAGACGCCUGCUCCAAGGCACCAACAGCAGCAGCGAGCGCUCUAACCUUCUCGAUAUUCUUACUAUCUACAAGUCUCCACAUUUUCGUCCACUAAGUUGAUAAAAUUAACCAAAAGAAAAAUAGAAACGUGGCUUCAUUGCGAGGCACAGAGCGGAAAGCGAUUAAUAUCCUAGGAGCCAAAGAAUUGAUCCCCUCUGGUGCCACUAUCAUAUCCAACAUUUAACGUAUUUAAAGCACUUUCAUCGAUAAUACUCCAUUUAGUUAUCAGGGCUCGAUAAGCAUAAGCGAAUUGCGCUGAUUCCGUUAAGGUCCGCGGUUCAACUGAUGCCUUACAACGAUUCAGCUCCUUACUCUCGUAUAUUUAUCCGUAUCGACAAUUAACAUCUAAAUUCCGCCUUACUUGUCGUGAGAAACAUAUAAAAAUAAUUUCACAAGA